Molecule: messenger RNA, 4992 nt
Organism: Cladocopium goreaui
Lineage: Eukaryota; Dinophyceae; Suessiales; Symbiodiniaceae
Source: the annotation of a GenBank genome assembly
AUGUGCGAGCUGGAAGAUGUCUUGUUGAAGACCCCAGAGAUUGAUGAGGCAUUCAGGCUGUGGAUUACCUGUGAGAUCACUCUCAGGUUCCCCAUUGGCUUGUUGCAGAUUGCUAUCAAGGUCACUUUGGAGCCGCCCGCAGGGUUGAAGGCUGGUCUCUACCGCACCUACAGCACCAUGGUCUCACAGGAGCUGUUGGACAAGAUCGAUUUGCCGCAGUGGAGAACACUAGUCUUUGUACAGGCCUUCUUGCACAGUAUCGUGCAGGAGAGGCGAAAGUUUGGUCCAAUUGGCUGGUGCAUUCCCUACGAGUACAACAACUCGGAUCUGGAUGCAUGUUUGCUCUUCUUGGAAAAGCAUGUGUCCACCACCAUCGUGGCGGGACAACCAAUCUCUUGGGUCACUGUUCAGUACAUGGUGGCGGAGGCUCAGUACGGUGGUCGCAUCACAGACGACCUGGACAGAGAGCUCUUCAACACCUAUGCGGCCAAAUGGUUCUGUGACGAUAUUUGGAAGCCAUCCUUCACCUUCAACAACUACCAGUCUGACUACAACUACAAGAUUCCCGAAGGCUUGGACAUCGCACAGUACAAGGAAGCUAUUGAUACGAUCCCAUCAGUGGAUUCUCCAUUGAUCUUCGGUCUGCACAACAACGCCGAUCUGACAUACCGAAUGAAGGAGGCUUCUGAGAUGAUCACGACCAUCAUUGAGACUCAGCCAAAAGACUCUGGAGGCUCAGGAGGCAAAUCCACAGAUGAGAUCGUCAAGGAUUUGUGCUUGGACUACCUAGCAAAGAUGCCGCCGGAUUUCGUUGAGGAGAUCUUCCGUGCGCAGAUCCAGAAGUUGGCAGGACCCAAAGACAAGGGGGUCGUCAUUGACAAGGGCUUCGGGGCUCCUCUGAACAUCUUCUUGUUCCAGGAGUUGCAGCGUUUGCAGAACAUCAUUAGCAUUGUGCGUACCAAUCUGAAGAAUGUGGCUGCAGCCAUUGACGGCACUGUGGUGAUGACGACCGAGCUCAUGGAAGACUUGGGAUUCCUCUUUGAUGCUCGAGUGCCGCGAGGUUGGACCAACGAUCCCAGUGGAGCGGAGAUUUCGUGGCUGAUGCCCAACUUGGGAGGUUGGUUUACCGGUCUCACGGAGCGACAACAGAUGCUGAACACCUGGUUGGAACAGGGGCGAGAAAAGAUGAAGGCCUUUUGGAUCACCGGCUUCACCAACGCCCAAGGAUUUUUGACGGGAAUGCGCCAGGAGGUGACGCGACAGCACAAGAAGGAUCAGUGGGCCCUGGACGAUGUCAUUUCGCACACGGACGUGCUGGCGAAAGACUUGGAGCGACUGGGAGACAACACUGGACCUCCGGAAGAGGGACAGAACAUCUGGGGCCUGUUCAUCGAAGGUGGUCGCUGGAACAGACAGGACAGCCGCAUUGAAGAAUCUGAGCCGAAGAAGCUCUUUACCACAAUGCCAGUGAUCUAUGUCACGGCCAUCAACAUGAAAGACCUCAAGGGUAUGGGCCUGAACUACGGCCCACAUGGACCCUACAACACGGCGGUCUACAAGUAUCCCAAGAGAAAUGAUCGUUACCUGAUCUUCCGAAUGUUGCUCCGGACUGAGUUGCAUCCGUUCCAUUGGUUAGACGGCCUGCAGAGUCUGAAAUCUCGCGGAACACCUUGGGUGGCGGACGAGAGACCAAAAACAGAUGAGGUGAACAUGCCCUUUUUCCCCCUUUGUGAGGGCUGCAUCCAGCGGAGAACCGUGGAGCAACCGUCGCUUCUGUCCGUGCGGCGUAGCGCCACUGCGCUGCAACGUAUGAUGGUCCAGGACGAGGCAUGGGCUUCAUGCCUUGCCAAGCACCUGACAACGUUGGAAAAGCAACCGCUGACUGAGGAAGAGAGCCGUUCGUUGAGCACUGUGGUGGACGCCUUUGUCGCGCUUCAAGGACAGCUCUCCGAAGAAGCACGGACAGCCGCCUGGCUGGGCAUCUGCCGGGCAGCCAGCUGCUGCUCUGGAGCUGCUGGGACGCUGGCCUUGGCGCGGCACCUGGUUGCGCCAGAGAUGCCUUCAGAUCCCAUCGUCACAGAGGCCUUUGAGGCGACGCUGAAGAGAGCUGCGCUGGCUGAACUCGAAGUAGCUGAGGUGGCUCUUCUCCUGAAUGCGGCGGCACGAGCCCCCCGCAGGGAGGCAGCUGAACUUUCCCCAGAGGCAUCGCUGGUUUUGAUGACCUUGGCAUCAAGGAUGGCGGAACAUUUACGGCGCGACGAGGAUGAAGCUCUGGACUACUCAGAGGAAGAGCCUGCUCCACGCACCGUGCAGCGAGGGCGAGGCUUUCGAGGAUCUUCGAAAGCGGUCCCACAUGAUGAUGAGGUGCUGGCAGUUCUUUUUCUGGGCAGGACCUUUUCUGCAGGAGGACAGCCAUCGGAAGGGAAGAAGAAAGGCUACCAAUUUGGUGAUUUAUUCAUCAACAAGCUCACUGGAAAAGAGAGCUACGAAUUUGGAGAUCUUUCCAAAUUCAUUGGAGGAAAAGUGCAAGAAGCCGUCGGAAAUUUCACAGGAAAGGACAGCUAUGAGUUUGGAGACAUCACAAAAACUCUGGAUGCCAAGGCCAAGGCUGAAGUAUGCAAGGUCACAGGAAAAGAUGUCUAUGAGCUGGGCGAUAUUUCCAAAUUUCUGGAUGGUCAAGCAAAAUCGCAGGUGGCUAAAUUGAUUGGCAAAGAUUCGUAUGAAUUCGGAGACAUCUCAAGGGAGAUUGCCAGGAGAGCCAAGGAGGUUGAUGUAGAUGAGGAGGACCUGUUGCUGCUGCUGCGCGCGGUGAUCACAAUGGGAGUUGGCUUGACUCCUGUAGCCCAUUUGCUGCCCAUGCAGGUGCUCCUCAACUUGUACGGCAGCAGCGUGGAGCUGGAACUAGGGCAGCGCGUCUCGGCGCGGCUGGCGGCACAGUUGGCCAAGGAGUUGGACCGGCGGAGCAAGGAAGCGCUGCUGGGGAAAGGCAACGAGGACUACGUCCUGGGGGACUUGACCCGCAAGCAGUUGCAACAAAGCCUGCGCAGCAUCACGGGGAAGGAGAACUAUGAGUUUGGUGAUAUCAGUCGAUCUCUGCUCAGCUGCUCGAUGAGGUUCAGUCAUGAAACCGGCCAUGGUCAAAUCAAGGUCGCCUUCAGAAGGGAUCUUGAUGCCAUAGCUAUGGCAGCUGAGAGCUCCAGCAAAGUCCCGAGGUUGAGUGCAGGGCGCACAUCCUCUGUGGAUGUGUGGCUGACUUGUGCCUUCGAUCAACGGGAACAUGGAAAGGCAUGCUUUUCGCAUGCGGAGAACACUCCAAGUGACCGACGCUGUUCCCAUGGAUCCAUGACUGAUUGCUUCCGCAACAACCUGCAACGGGAACUUUAUGACCUGACCUGCACAGUGAACUCUUCAGUCCCGGGCAUGCACAGUCACGAAGGCUUGCAAGAGCCAUUUGUGCUGCAGCAGUUAUCUGCCCCGCAGCCAAUGCCUCCAGCGGAGAGAAGGGGUGGCAGCUGCACAGGCAGCGAGAGGAGCCUGACCCCACCACCAGCAUCACCGGCUCCAGCUCUUGCCGAGCUGGGCUACCGACCUGGAGCAUCCAGGCUCUCCCCAGAUGCUGGAGGUCGACCUCUACAGGUGCCUCAAUUGCCUCUGCGGCCGGUGCCCGAAUUGCCGACACCCGUGGAACAGUGGCGUGCACCCAUGGAGUCCCAAUUUGAUGUGCCUUCUCGGCCUUUGCCAUCUCCGCCCGAGGUUGGAAAGCCAUUGAAGCACUGGGAUAUUUCUGCUAUGGCAGGACCAGAGCGCUUACCAAGCCCCAAGACGAGCCAGGUGGAUUUGCCGAGACCCACCACGCAGCCUCCGAUGGGUGAUCUUCGUCCAACGGAUGGCCGCGGUGGUUCCCGAAGCAUUGCUCCAGUUGGGGUUGAGGCAGAACUAGUGGACCAGCUGCUCCACCGUUUCGUUCUUGAGCACAAGGCCCCUACGCUCCAAAGACGAGAAAGGGCCGCCUACAAGGAGAUGUUGGAGCAAGUUUCAUGGACUGCUCUGGAGCCCAAAGCCGCCAAUGAUGCGGCUUUACUGCUUGGUAAACAUUUCCUCGCGCCCGUCAGCGCGAAUGAGGCACUCCGUGCCUUCCGUCGCUGUUUGCACAGCAUUCUUUGCGACGAAAGGGUCUUGGACAUCGUGGAGCAUCAGAUGACCUUGCACUUUAGUCGUCUGAAGCCGAAAAAUGCCAGCGGCAGUCCUCGCGAUGCAGCCAAUGCUUUGGACGCCCUGGGGCGCCUGAGUGUAGAGAACGACGAACUUUUCGAGGCCUUUGCGGAGUAUUUGCCAAAUCACUUGGACCAGUUUGGUCCCAAAGAUGUGGUUGGCGCUUGCACCGCUCUUGGACGUCUCAAGGAGCGCGAUGAAGCCUCCCUGUUGGCCAUCGCUGGGUUGGUGUCCAUGGACAUCCGACAUUAUUCCGUGCGUGUCCUGGUCGAAAAGUGGUCUACUGUAGCCGGUGAGGUCCUAGAUCCUGCAGAUUUUGCCGGGGAGGACCUGUCAGCAGAACAGGUGCUAGAUAUGGCUUUGAGCAAGAUGGACCCCAAGAAGAAGCAGGGCUACAUUGACCAAUUGAAGAAAUCUACGACUUGCUCAGCUCCUGUUCCAGCUCCUGUGGCGACCCGGACCACGACGGAAGUGGCAAAGUCUGAAGAUGAACUUCUGGCGAAGAUCAAGGCUGAAGGGCGCAAGGCCACCGCCGAGGAAAUUGAGGAACUUCUAGCACGACGUCGUCAGCGUUGGCGAGACACGGCCCCCGGGUCGCGGCUUUCGCGCCCGGUCUGCGCUGGCUGCAAAGGCGAAGGACCACGUCCGUAUCAGUGUGGCAGUUGCAAGUCGGUGCGCUACUGCUCCCCCGAGUGCCAGAAGGGUCACUGGAAGGCGCACAAGAAGAAGUGCCGAAAAAGACUUUCCGUCCAGAUCUGUGUGCUGUCGGAUUUUGCCUGA